This is a messenger RNA of Saitoella complicata NRRL Y-17804, 1233 nucleotides long. Its product is annotated as acyltransferase-domain-containing protein. NCBI's taxonomy places the organism in Eukaryota, Fungi, Ascomycota, Saitoellomycetes, Saitoellales, Saitoellaceae. Gene Ontology annotation, molecular function: acyltransferase activity. The transcript is spliced from 8 exons. The record is from RefSeq and is a predicted model, not a curated record. Bases 19 to 1131 code for a protein of 370 amino acids. Gene Ontology annotation, cellular component: endomembrane system.
AACGAAACAUAACCACCAAUGGAUCCAGCAUUGACCUCGGACAAGGACAAACAUGCUCCCGCGUGGAAGCAGCUCCUUCGUUUGGUCACUUUGAUCACUCUCUUUAACCUGACAUGUGUCUGCGUGUUCUCGACCCAAUUACUCGGCGUUCCGCUAUACUUCUACGAUAAACAAUGGUACUACGCGUAUAUUUCCCGUACCAAACAGUCGUUCGGUCUCAUCUGCGUAUUCAUCACGCAGUACUUCGCUCCAACUAAAAUGGUAGUUACGGGUGAUACGGACAUGGCGGGACAACUACGCAAAACCGAAGAUGGGAGAUUAUCUAGCGUUUUUCCACAACGAGCUGUCGUUAUCGCCAAUCAUCAGAUUUACUCGGAUUGGUUGUAUAUCUGGUGGUUGGCGUACACCUCCCGCCUUCACGGGGCAAUCUAUAUCAUCCUCAAGGAUUCUUUGAAAUGGAUCCCUAUCGCCGGAUGGGCAAUGCAAUUCUACGGGUUUAUCUUCAUGUCGAGAAAAUGGUCACAUGACAAGCCUAAGAUGCUUCAUCGUCUGCAAAAGUUGAAGAACCCUGAUGACCCGAUGUGGCUUCUCAUCUUCCCUGAGGGAACGAAUUACUCGCCUAACACCACCCAGAAAUCCGCCGAAUUUGCGGAGAAGACCGGACAGUCCGACCUCAAACACCUCCUCCUCCCCCGCACGACCGGCCUCCACUUCUGCCUGGCAACCCUCGACCCUUCCAUCGAUUACAUCUAUGACCUAACAAUCGGCUACUCCGGCAUCCAACCCUCCGUCAACCCUUUCGCCGGAAUCGAAUAUACCCUGAAAUCCGUAUAUGGAGAGGGCAAAGCGCCAAAGGGUGUUCAUAUUCAUGUGCGGAGGAUCAAGGUGAAGGAUGUGCCGUUGAACGAUGAUCCUAAGUUUGAGGUGUGGUUGAGGCGGGUUUGGGAGGAGAAGGAUGAAUUACUGGAGUAUUUCUACACGAACGGACAUUUUCCGACGGAAAACGGGGAACCCAAGGUUGAGACAGAGGUCAAGCUGGGUAGUGUGCUCGAGAUGUUCAAUAUCUUCAACGUGUUGUUGGCUGCGGCGGCGGUUGCGCAUACGGUGAUUAAGGGAUUUAGGAUGAAGUAAAGUUUCAUUUCAGGCGUUCGUUCAUACAAGCCGAAAAGCAUGCAAGAGAUUGGGCACAGGGGUGCUAGAAGCUCAAUCAGAUGAAAGUAAAGUGUACGAUAG